AUUGUAUUCUAGAGUGAAGGAAAUAUGACAAUAAAUGGAUCUGAAACAAAAAAUCAUAUAUUAUUUUCAUUUGGUAAACCUAAACAGCAAAACACUAAUUUCAGAAAACUACUCUGCUCGUCAUUUUUCGUCUUCUUCGUCAGCUUACCCCUCUCACUGAGUGAAACAAUUGAAGGGGAAAAAGGGUUUUGGUGAUGGCAGGUAACACUCAGGAUUCAUCAUCUCAGUCUUUCUGGGAAGGCUACAAAGAGUUUUGGGGCGAGAGGUUUUCGUUUAUGAGCAAUUAUUCCAAAUUCAUCAAGCGUGAUAAACCUCUCACCUCCUGGUCUGACUCUGAUGUUGAGGAAUUCAUAGCUUCGGAUCCUGUUCAUGGACCUGUGCUGAGAACUGCUAGAGAAGCAGUGCAAUAUGGCCUCACAGGAAGUGCUUUGGGAGCGUUAUUCACUGCCGGUUUUGCCUGGAAAUAUUCAAGGAGUUUACAUGGUACUGGUCUGUCCUUAUUAGCUGGAGGUGUAUUUGGAUGGACAUUUGGGCAUGAAAUCGCAAAUCAUUCACUUCAACUUUACAGGGUGGACACAUUGGCUUCUGAGGCUAAGUUUCUGGAGUGGUGGAAAAGUAAGACUGAAGGAUAUUGAAGCUGCUGGUAUCUGGAAAGUCAAUGCUGCAUUUGUUAUCGUUUCUGGAAAAUUAAUAAUGUUUUCGGUGUUGCCAGUGCUAUUU
Lathyrus oleraceus (garden pea) is the source of this 720-nucleotide messenger RNA. Its product is annotated as succinate dehydrogenase subunit 6, mitochondrial. Gene Ontology annotation, cellular component: respiratory chain complex II (succinate dehydrogenase). The record is from RefSeq and is a predicted model, not a curated record. Lineage: Eukaryota; Viridiplantae; Streptophyta; Magnoliopsida; Fabales; Fabaceae.